AUGUUCACAUCAUUAGGUUUACUUGUUCCAAGUUUAAUCUUAAUAUUUUGCUUACCCGAGACGCAUAAAAACAAAAGCAAAUCAAUUGUUGUACAGGACCAACAGCCUAUUGAUGAAGUAAACAAUGAUGAUCCAAAUGAAGAUACUCGUAGUAUACCAAUGGAAUUCGAAAAGACGUUAACAAGUAGAGUUACAGAUGGGUUUCAACGUCUGAAAAAUUUAGAUCCUGUCGUGAUUAUGAUUCUGUCAAUUGUCCUACUUGGUUCAGUGUCAGCUUUGGCCGACUUACAGUAUGUUGCUGUUUAUUUAAUGGGACCUCCAUUCUUGUGGAGUCCAGAAACCGUUGGACUAUAUUCUGGCAUAACUGAUGUGACAGCAGCUUUCAUCUCAAUUGUCUGUACUAUUUUGAUCAUCAAAUUUGACGAAAGGCGAAAAGCCAAAGCUCUCACAGAACAAAAUACCACAAACCACAGUAAAGGAAAUAAUUAUACACGUCAAAUGCACUUACUUAUUACAGUUUUUGCUGUAUCAGUUAUAAUGUUAAUUGUGAAUCGUUCAGUAGUCGGAGUAGCUUAUCGAUUUCAACUGCCAACUGCGAAUAUUUUGAUAUAUAUCGGUAAAUAUUUUAUGCUUUGA
Schistosoma spindalis is the source of this 636-nucleotide messenger RNA. NCBI's taxonomy places the organism in Eukaryota, Metazoa, Platyhelminthes, Trematoda, Strigeidida, Schistosomatidae. The record is from the annotation of a GenBank genome assembly.